CCCUUGGCCGAUGUCGCUCUUUACGUUUCUCGACUUGGUGGAGCUCUCGGAUGGGAAGCUCCAUCUAUUCUAUUCGCUUAUCUAAUAGCCUCUGGAGUCUUCCUUACUUAUCUCAGACGACCUAUUGGCAGACUAACAGUAGAGGAGCAAGCAUUGGAAGGCGAUUUUCGAUUCGUAAACUCUCGUCUGAUUGUAAACAGUGAAGAGAUUGCCUUCUAUCAGGUAUGGUUUACCUUUUGA
This is a messenger RNA of Strongylus vulgaris, 240 nucleotides long. The record is from the annotation of a GenBank genome assembly. Lineage: Eukaryota; Metazoa; Nematoda; Chromadorea; Rhabditida; Strongylidae.